Messenger RNA from Mixia osmundae IAM 14324, 5364 nucleotides. RefSeq lists its product as uncharacterized. Gene Ontology annotation, biological process: regulation of DNA-templated transcription. The transcript has 8 exons. The coding region runs from base 1 to 5364 and encodes 1787 amino acids. NCBI's taxonomy places the organism in Eukaryota, Fungi, Basidiomycota, Mixiomycetes, Mixiales, Mixiaceae. The record is from RefSeq and is a predicted model, not a curated record.
AUGGUUGUCACACGCAGACAAGCUUCGCUUUCCAGGGCAGGCUCAGUACUCUAUCCUGAGGAAGAGGAGGAGAAGCCUGGUAUGACGCAGCCAGUCAACACGGCAAGGCCGAAUCCUGUAGAAUCCACUCACACCAGGCAGAACCAGGUCAACUCGGUCGACGAUGCGCCACGUGCUACGCAGGCCAGCUUCACGCCCGGCUCGACGGAGAUCAAGUUCUACGAUGAAGAGUACAAGAAGCUCCAGCGGGGCAAGUCGAGCGCAAAGCCUAGCCGCUCGGGUCCAGAUGUGCGGUCGAAGAGGAGGAACGGAUGGCUGUCGGGCUGGUUAGCAAAGGGCACAGCGCUCUAUCUGCUGGCAGCCUACGCGCUCGUCUGCUCGAAUGACCCCAACUCGACUCAUAGCGUCUGUCGCGGCUUCAAUGGCGCGGAACAUCAUGCCUCUGCUGCCCUGAAGAAGCUCAAGCCUCACUUGUCGCCCUAUCUGGCGCAUGCGGACCCUUAUCUGGAUAGGCUACAGCCUUACACCGAUCGGGCCGAGCAAUUCGUCAAGCCCAUCAAUGAUGCUUACGAGACGCACGUCCAUCCUCGCGUUCUCAAACUCUUCAGUCACACUCACCAGACUGCCCGACCUUGGUUCAACCAUGCGCACAAACAGUACAAGUCUAAUCUUCACCCCACGGUCAGCAAAUAUCAGAAACUGGCAGCCGAAGUAUAUGAACUCAAUAUCGAUCCACACGUCAACACUGCUUCCUCGAUGGCCAAGCAGUACUCCGAUCAAGCUUAUAGCGUCGUUUCGCCCGCAUAUACUUCGGCCACAAAUGUCGUGAGGAAGAGUGUACCUGUCGCUCAGCAGUAUGUCUCUGCCGCACAGCCACACAUUGUCAAAACGUAUGAGACCACGCGCGAUACAUACACUACCCACGUCCACCCGCUCGUCAUCGACCUCAGUCGUCAUUCUGGAUCGUUCUUGCAAUCUAAGAUCUUGCCAUGGCUCAGGAGAUUCCACUCGCUCUACAUCAAACCGCAAACGGACAAGAUCUACGCAAAAGUUUUCGAGUACAAGACCGCGAAAGUGGCUUCGGAUGUCGCUGCCGAUGCUGAAGAGGAGAUCAAACUGUUCGAGGAAGUCUCGGAUUCUGAUGAGGACGAAGAGACUGUGCUUCUUGAGCUAAAGCAGGAUGUGUCGCACGAUGCCGAAGGACUAGCAGAUGGCGCGGUCGAUGCCGAUGCAAUCAUCCCUGACACCGCGACGCCGGUACCGGCACAAGAUCCAGCAGUGUCAGAAAAGCGACACAAAGUCGAGUCUGCUUUGGCGACGUACGAGAAGGAGAUCGAUCAGCUCGCACUACGUGAAAGAAAUCUGCUCAUCCAACGCUUGACUGCUCUUCGCAAUUCAGCUUCGAGCGACAUCCCUGCUCGCUUCGAGCCCCGCUUGCGCGAGAUCCAAGACGACGCUACGGGCUACCUGUCAAAGUUGGCAAAGUACUUCUCAAAGCUGACGGAUGCAGCCGCAAAGGAAGACGUCGACAGCGCCGUGGCAGAUGCACAGACGAUCGUCACCAAGGCGCUUUCUAAGAUCUCUAGAAGAUCCGAUAGUAUUGCAGAGGAGAUCGACGAGUAUCGUCGCACUCAGACCCAGCUAGAAGUCUCUGCGGUCGACAAAGCCUUCAAAGGUAUUCAGACGCUAGUGGCUACUGCUCAGGAAGAGGCGGGUCACAGUCUCACGUGGCUCGAGGAUGUGACUGCGGUCGAUUGGACUCGCUACCACGCGCUUGGAGAAAGUGAGAAGAAAUGGGCUGCCGACUUCCGUGCGCUACAAUCCGGUCAGAAGUCAGAUCCCGCUCUGUCAAAAGCACCCAAUACAAUCUCUACCCUGGCAGAACUUCAGAGCGAGCUAGACACGAUCGUUGAGACCUUUGAGACUCGUCUCAAGGCUUCGAGAUCGGUCGGCAUUUCUGCCAUCAAGGGCGAAGGCGUCGUCAAUCGCGCCAAGGGCGCAGCAGCAGCGGUCUCGAGCGUGUACGCGGAGGCCACAGCAGCAGUCGUCUCGGCAGCAGGAGGCGCAAUCACCACGCCUGCCGCAAGUGGCUAUUCUGCCUCGGCCGAAAGCGUUUACUCCGAUCUGGCUGAUACGGCGACAUCUCUCCUCUCGAAAGUAGCGGAUGCUGCGCCGACCGCUGUGGUCGCAGGCGUCGUUGCAGACAUCUACGAGUCUGCUUCGUCUGUGCUCGUGGCAGGCACGGCAGCAGCUUCUUCGCAAGUCUAUCCCAAUCAAGGUUACGUCGCCUCGGCCUCUUCGCAAGCGCAUCAAGCGUACAGAUCAGUGCAAAGUGCAGUUGGCCUUGAGCCGUCCCCCGAAGGUCUGACAGAGCACGCAUCGAGCGUUUACAAUGCUGCUGCUUCAGCAGCUGCUGCCAUUAUCCCGACGGAUGUUCAAGGCUCGGCUGCGAGCGUAGCUUCCGUCGCUUCUGCUUCGCUGUCGUCCGUUGCCAACUAUGGACAGGCUUCUGCUGCUUCCGCGGCUUCAGUCUUGUCAGCUUCUGGCGCAUCCGCAGUAUCGGUCGCGUCAGUGUCUGCCGCAUCGAUCGCAUCGCUGGCCUCUGCCUCGGCUUCAUCAGCUGCUUCCGCUGCAUCAGCCGCCAUCACGUCGCGCGUCAUCCCGCAGCAAGGCUACGUUGCAGCGGUAUCUUCGCAAGCUCAUGAAGCCAUUCGAUCGGCUCAGAGAGCCGCUGGAAUCGAGCCUUCGCCCGAAGGCAUUGUCGAGCAUGCGACGAGCGCUUACAAAGCCGCUAGCUCAGCUGCAGGAUCGGCUGCUGGAGAUGCUCAAGCUACACUGGUUUCCAUCGCUUCGUCGCUGAGCAAGUCCCUGCCGGGCGUGCCGGACGUCAAUUCUGCGCAAGCUUCGGUCUCCUCCGUUGUGUCGGUCGCACAAGCAUCGGGCGCUUCUCUGGCCGCAGCUGCACAGUCCUCGGGUGUCAGCGCGGCUUCUGUCGCAUCAGCCUCGAUCAGCAGUGCCGCGUCUGUCGCGUCAGCAUCAGCUGUCUCUGCCGCAUCUUCCCUGAGCAAGAGCGCACCUUCCCUACCUUCUGUCGACGUCGCCAAGUCAGCCUCGAGCGUCUAUAGUGCGGCCUCGGCAUCCGUCGUGUCCGCCGCCUCGGCCGCUUCUUCGUCCCUGCCAUCAAUAGAUGCGCAGAAUGUAUAUCGCGAAGCCCAGAAAGUUGUCGGUAUCAAGCCGAGUCCACAAGGUAUCGUCGAGUCUGUCAAAUCGGUCGCCUCUUCUGCAUACGAAGCUGUCCCGUCUGCCGAUGCUGCACAAGCAAUCCACGAAGCCACUAGGGCUGCCUCUCGCGCGGUCGGCGCGACGCCCACGCCAGAGAACAUACAAGAGCACGCUACCUCAGUCCUUGCAGCAGCAGAGGAUGCCCUUGCGUCUGCCUCGUCUGCAGCAGCACAAGCAGCCGAACAAGCUGCCCAAGCUAUCCGAAGAAAUUACAAUCGAGUCGAAUUUUCGCUCUUGCCACGUGUGUUGGAAUUGUCUCCAAGUCUGGCCUCGGCUCUAUCCUCAUCCCAGGGUCUCUCUUCAUCUAGCGACGCUGCAGGAUCUCAGCAGGGCAGUCUGUCGACUCGACAGCAGCAGCAUCCAGUCAGCACAUCUAGCCUUGUAGAAUUCCAUUCGACCGCCUGGCGAGGCUUCGUGCUCCAGGACUGGCUGUCGACACCUCAGCUGGCGAGGCUGCUGCGCUCGCUUGCACCAGCUCCAGCUCCGGCUCGUGCGCGCUGCUCGACUGGCUCGCUCGUGCAGGACAAACACGUCGUGCUAGCUGCUUAUCCGGAAUCGUCCGCGUUCCUGGAUCAUCGGCCUCUCACGGCCUCAUCGCUUUCAACCUCGAGGCACUCGCUGCUCACGCCGCCUUCACAUCAGCAGAAGCUCGCUCACACUCCAUCAUCCUCUCAUAGACCAUCGACUGCGCCUCAGACUAGACCUUGGGGCAGUCAAGCUAGCUUCGACCCGCCGCGCAGAACGGCAAUGCCGUCGCUCAUCAACGAGGAGGAGCACACAUUCUCACCUGCAUUGUCCAACACGCCGACCUCGGCGACAGAUCUGCAAGGUAGCCCGCAACAAAUUCUGGUCAACCAUUCGUCGGAUCUGCUGCAUUCACCUCUCGCAGUCUCGCCAAAUGAUGACGUCGCAUCUGGACUUGAGGAAGCGUACCGUAGCCCUGCGCAAGAGGGAGGCGAUCCUACAACAGCGAGCUCCGCCCAACAGGCUUUCGUCUCGCCUCAGCACCCGACUGUCGUUCCCAAUAUGCCGCUCUGGGCUGCCCAUCAGCUGCCACUCGGCAUGAAUGUCAGAAACACGAGGCCAAUGACAGCCCCAUCGUAUGCUUCAGCUCCUUAUUUCGGCGCACCCGGCUACGAAUCAGAGCAGCUAGGCUCAUACGAGACAUUUGGUGCUCCUCCGUUUGGCGCGCAUCAUCAGCCAUACAAUAUCUCUCACGCGCAGCACCCCUCAACGUCAAUGGCGGGUUAUACCUUAGUGAGCAGUGGCCAAGCAGAGGACCCUUCAUCGCUCUUUCAACACAACAUCGACAGCUUCGCCCUCCAGGAAGCAGAUGAUCGAAUGGAUCAACUUCGGUUCAGGAAAUUCUCUGUGCCUGACUUGUCAGAGUCUUCAUUCGCGCAUCACCCGUCUUCACUUGUCGGCACGCCGAGCCGAGCAAUCCUGUAUCGCACAGAAUAUCCUAGACCAGAUACAGCGACAACCUACAUGAGCGAAGCAGACAGCUCGAGGCCCAACACGGGCAUGGACACCUUUUCGCCCUUUGGCGGCAUGCAAAGCUUCUCGCCCUUCCACAACCCGCAGAUGCCAUACGACCGACAACAGCACUUCGGCUUCGGACAGAUCUUGGGCGCUCAUCGCAAACGUGCUCGCAGGCGUUUUGAUGAGAUCGAACGACUCUAUGAUUGCAACUACCCGGGCUGCACCAAGGCAUACGGCACACUCAACCAUCUCAAUGCUCACAUCAGCAUGCAAAAGCAUGGUCCGAAGAGAGGUCCCCAAGAGUUUAAAGAUAUCAGGAAAGAAUGGCGAGCGAGGAAGAAAGCGGAAGAGUCGCGCAGCAAGCAACGGCAAAAAGCCGGAGGGCAUCAGGGGCAUGACAUGGAAGCAAGCGGUCGCAAUGGCAUCAUCGAGAACUCCUAUUAUCGUCCGAUGACUGCGCCAAGUCUGCCAAAUAGACGGCCUAGCUUGCCAAUGACCAAUACGGCAAGUUUUGCUCCAGUCGCUUUCGAGACGAUCGACGAGAACGCGACGCUCGGCCAUGGCUAUGCGGCCGAGCAGACGUUUUCGCCUUACAACUGA